AUGGGGCGCAAGAACACAAUUUUCUUGGUACUGAUUGUUGCUUUGAUCACAAAUGAGGCCAUGGCAGAACAACAUGUAGUUGGUGGAAAACAAGGUUGGGAUGCAUCCACAGACUUCAAUUCUUGGGUUUCAGGCCAAACAUUUAAGGUUGGCGAUCAACUUGUUUUCAAGUACUCUUCUGGGUUGCAUAGUGUGGUUGAACUUGGUGGUGAGAGUGAGUACAAGAAUUGUGAUCUUGGGAAUACAGUGAACUCAAUGAACAGUGGCAAUGAUGUGGUGAAGCUGAACAAGCCUGGUACACGUUAUUUUGCAUGUGGGACAUUAGGUCAUUGUGGUCAAGGUAUGAAGUUGAAGAUCACAACAGUGUCUGGAACAUCUUCCCCUGCAUCAUCAUCAUCAUCAUCAUCUUCUUCUUCACCCACUUCAUCUUCAGUCUCACAAUGCUUCAGCUCCCUUGUGUUCAUUGUUGCUUUGUUGAUUGUCUCGCUCCUUAACCAGUUUUGA
This is a messenger RNA of Sphenostylis stenocarpa, 504 nucleotides long. The record is from the annotation of a GenBank genome assembly. Lineage: Eukaryota; Viridiplantae; Streptophyta; Magnoliopsida; Fabales; Fabaceae.